Messenger RNA from Ostrea edulis (European flat oyster), 5091 nucleotides. RefSeq names its product E3 ubiquitin-protein ligase MIB2-like. Gene Ontology annotation, biological process: regulation of DNA-templated transcription; protein ubiquitination. Bases 109 to 4911 code for a protein of 1600 amino acids. Gene Ontology annotation, cellular component: cytoplasm. NCBI's taxonomy places the organism in Eukaryota, Metazoa, Mollusca, Bivalvia, Ostreida, Ostreidae. Gene Ontology annotation, molecular function: DNA binding; zinc ion binding; protein dimerization activity. The record is from RefSeq and is a predicted model, not a curated record. The transcript is spliced from 31 exons.
UUUUUUUGUUUGGGUUAAACCUACUUUCGUUUUUGUUUUUCUCUGCGUAUCGAAAGCAGAAGAGGAAUAACAAUUUGAGUGAGAGAGAAGAACAUUAAUGUUGUAACGAUGGAUGUAGGAGUUCGUGUAGUCCGGGGUCCGGACUGGGAUCAUGAUAAUGAGGAUGGUGGCCAUGGCUUUGUGGGGACAGUGAUAGAGAUUUCCAGGGAGGAGAAAACUUGUGUAGUCCAGUGGGAUUAUCAUGGAAAUGUAACCAAAUGUCUGGCCGAGGGAGAGGAGGGUCAGAAUGAAUUACGGAUAAUAGACAUCCAACAGACAGGCAUAUUCUUUCGCUCUAUCACAUGUGAUGAGUGUAACCGACAUGGGGUGGCUGGAUUUCGUUGGAAAUGUGUGGAGUGCGAUAACUUUGAUCUGUGUACAACUUGCUAUAUGGAGGACAAGCAUGAGAAAGGCCAUGUGUUUGUAAGAUAUGACAACAGCAUGACAGCAUGCAUCCCUUGUCCAGCACGUAAUAGAAGCCGAAAAACAAAGAUAUUUGGGAUAGGGCCAAAUGCUGUUGUAAGGAUGUUUCCAUCUGAUCAAGAUGGGAUAGGAAAAGAGGGAAAAGUGGUAGAAUAUGCAAACUUUGGCCAGUCCAACAAUGGAGGUGUAAUGGUAGAUUGGUCAGGGACAAUCUCAAAGCACAAAGUUGGUGCUAAUGGGAGAGUAGAACUAAUGAUGGUGGAGCCUUUCCCUCUGGGUGCUGUUUAUUGUGAUCAUCUACCACUGGGAGACUUGUCCUGUGAGAAGCCCUCAUAUAUUAAUAUUGGUGACAGAGUGCAAGUCAAUAUUAACACCGAUUCAUUCAAACAGCUCAACAAGGAGUUUGGGGGAUGGAAUGAUGAAAUGGAAAAGAUUGUUGGAGAGAUAGGGGUCGUAAAGAAAUUAGAAAACGACAGAAUUUUUGUAGCCUUUGAAGUCACUGGAAGACCUUGGCUGAUAUACAGACAAGCAUGUAAGAAGGUGUCCAUUGUACUAAAGGGGGAUGUUAUUAAGGUCAUUGAGGAUGUCAAUCAGAUUCAGAGAAUGCAGAAUAACCAUGGAGGCUGGCUAGAGGAAAUGAAGAUUCUUCGUGGGAAACUAGGAAAGGUGUGUGAUGUGGAUAAAGAGGGAACACUGUAUGUGAAGUUCCCAGGGCUAGGGGAGUACCUGCUGAGUCCCUCGUGCUGUGUGAAGCAGUACAACCCUCCAGACCUAAAGUUUGAUGAGGAAGAAGAUGUUGGUGCAAGUAGAUCUGAAGAGUCAGGGGGAGCAACUGCAUCUGUGUCCGAAAAUAAAUGUGGUAUGGUAUUUGACAUUGGAAUCCGAGUGGUGAGGGGACAGAACUGGUCCUGGGGGGAUCAAGACGGUGGGGAAGGCUCCCUAGGAACUGUGGUAGAAAUAGGUCAUGAUGAAAGCUCAGGCAAGGUGCCCCCCAAGUGUGCCCAGAUCCAGUGGGACAAGGGCUACAGAAACAUGUACAGAAUUGGCUAUGAGGGGCAGUAUGACCUCAGAAUCUACGAUACAUCAGCCCUGGGAAUUAAGCAUGACCUGCAGUGUACUGAACCCGACUGUGAGGAACCAGAGAUUUAUGGAAUGUUGUGGCAGUGUGACCAAUGUCCUAAUGUGAGGCUCUGCAGCAAAUGUUACCAUAACGACAAACAUGACAUCAUCCACAAGUUCACUCGCUUUGACUAUGGUGGCCAUCAAGGAUGUUCUGUGCCUAAGAGGCAGUUAAGCAGCAGGCAGAAAUUGGAUGGGAUAUUUGAAGAUGCUCAGGUGACACGAGGAAUAGACUGGAGAUGGGAGAAUCAAGAUGGUGGAGAGGGAAGUGUCGGACAGGUAUUGUCCAUUGUGAACUUCAGCCUUGACACAGACCAUGAUGGAGUGGAAGUUGUCUGGGAUUCAGGUCACACCAAUGUCUAUCGCCUAGGUUACAAAGGUUGUGUGGAUGUCAAGGCUGUGAAAUCUUCCCCCGGGGGAUUCUAUUACAAGGACCAUCUUCCUAUCUUCAAGUUGCCUGAUCAGCCCAAACCUGGACCUUCCCAGACAGCCAGAGAGGGGGGAGCAGCAGCAGUUCCCCCAGAAGAAGAGGAUCGGCUGAAGAAGGGGGAUACUGUCAAAAUAGGGGUGGAUCUAGAUACUCUGCAGACUAUCCUCAAGGAGUCAAAGAACUGGAAUGAGAGGAUUAUAGAGUGCAUUGGAAUGAAUGGUACGGUAGUCCUCGUUAAUGGACAACAAAUCUCUGUGGACUUUAGUGGGAGGAAGUGGACUCUGCAUGAGAUGGCGUUGAUCAAGAUUGAACAAUAUGUGAAGGAUCAAGUCGUACAGGUACAAAACGAUGCUAAUGAAGUUGGUCGCCUGCAGAAUGGCCAUGGUCCCUGGAAUGACGACAUGAAAAUGUUCCUUGGGAAGAAAGGACUGGUGGUGAGUGUGGACUUGGAUGGGGAUGUCACUGUCAGCUUUGGGAUACAGAACAUCAAGUUCAAUCCUGAGUGUCUGAAGCCAUCGAGAGGCAGUCCUGAUGAAUUCAAAGAGGAGCCAAAACCACAGACAGGAGAGGACUCUAACAGGGCAGUUCCACAGAGAGAAGACCCAGGGUUCUCUGCCUCACAGAGGGACACACAGUCUGUUACAGAGAGGUCAGUUCCUCCUCCGCAUGAGGACUCGUCAUCUAAGGAGACAUCAUCAUUUGAAAGACAGUCCCCGAUCCCAGAAAGGGUCAUUACUCCUCCCCCUCAGAAGCCGAUAUUAAUUAUCUCUUCAGAUGAACCAUCUCAAAUGGAAUUGGAGGAUAUCAGUGGCCUAAAGGAAAAAUUCAAGGCGGCUUUAAAGAAUGGAAAGAGCAAAGAAGUAUUGGAAUUACUGCAGAUGGCUCCAAAGCUAGUGGAAUGCACAUUUGAGAAUGGCAACACUCCCCUGACCUUGACCUGUGACCAGGACACCUGUAACUUGGAUGUUGUAGAAGCUAUGUUGAAGUGUAAAGCAGAGAUAAAUGUCAAAGCUGCCCCACCUCUGUUGACUGCAGUCAGAAAAGGUCACAGAGAUGUAGUGCAGCUCCUCCUGAACAGUGGGGCUGAUGCAAACAUAACCAACAAUAAUGGACAGACUGCUGUUCACAUUGCUGUUCAGAUGAAAAAUAAGGAUAUUCUGAAGGUUCUCCAGGACAAGUGCAACUUUAAUAUUUCAGACAAGCUUGGAGACAGCCCAGUGUCUGAUGCAAUCACUGUAGGAGAUCCUGAUAUCAGGGAAAUCGUUUUCCAUUGGCCAAAAAUCAGUCUAGAGUUUGAGAACAAGCUUGGAUUUUCCCCCAUUCAUCUGGCAGCCAGAAAGGGAGAUAUCGAAGCUGUACAGCAGAUCCUUCGGAAGUGUCCGAAAGCAGCAAACAAACAAAAAAGUGAUGGCUACACUGCACUCCACCUUGCUGCAUGCAUGGAUCAUGAUGAAAUUGCUAAAGUCCUUCUUCAAAAUAAAGCCAAGACUGGAAAACAAACAGAAAAUGAAGGACAAACUCCUUUGCAUAUUGCUGCAGUGUAUGGAAGUUACAAGACAGCACGGUGCCUUGUGGAAGAUGGAAAGGCUAAUGUCAAUGCUCCAGAUGAAAAUGGAAACAAUGCCCUCCACUUGUGCCUGAUGGGAAAGCCAGCAGUGAUGGAGUUUGCAAAGAUGCAGAAAGCAGAAAAUGGCCAGAGAGACAGUUCUUCAGAGAAGCAGAAGUUAGAGAUAGCGACAUUGUUGAUCAAGCACAAUAUACAGACGGAGCUGAGGAAUAAUGAGGGAAAGACUCCACUGGAGGAGGCCACAUCCCAGUCACUGAAGGAGAAAGUGGAGAACCUCAUACAAGAAAAAUUGAAUCCAUCGGUGCGGCCUAAAGUAUGGAAGUGUGACGUUUGUGAAGAGGAAGAUGCCAUGAUGCAGAUAAAACCAUGUAAUUGUCGACUGUGUGAAGACUGCAUUCCCAAAAAGCUAAAGAAAUGCCCUCAGUGCAACGAGCAAGCAACAAGCAAAAAAACGAUGAAUGUACCUGCAGUUAAGAGAAACAGUUUGGCAGAAAAGAUGAAGAAAGCUGAAGAAAAUCCAACAACUACCAGAAAGGUAAACAAUAAACCCCAAGCAGAGAGGAAAAGACGAGAAAGAAUCAAUAAAUGUCUAGGACAACUCAAAGGCCUGGUUCUGAAAGCCACAGGAAAAGACGAGAAGAAAUACCGUAGACUGGAGAAGGCCGAUAUUUUGGAGAUAGCAGUCAAUCAUUUGUACGCCAUGGACAAAGAUGUCAAUCAAGGGAUGAGUGAAGCAGACGACAGAUUUAAGGAGGGUUACAGUCACUGUGUAGGUGAGGUUAUACGGUGUCUCCGUGUGGAGCAGGGAAUCGACGCCGUAACUAAAACCAACCUAAUCAACCACCUGACCGUCUCCUUCAGUCACACACCAACAGACCAUCGACACAUAUGUUACGACAACCAAGCAUUUGAACUCAGUAGUCAGAGUGAAAGUCCAUCUUCUCCUAGUCAGCAAAUGUAUCCUAGCAGCAACCCAAGCAACGAGGGUGUCCAGGAAGUGCCACCAAGCGUCCAAUCCAAGUCCAAGUUUGCCGAGGUCAAUUUUCAGGAUCAGAACAUGUACAUGGACUUCUACAAUGCCCCAAUGGAUAUCCGCGCCCCGGAAGUUCAUUCUACCCUUACCAAUCGUCUGCCUUGUGAGUUUCAGCCACCGCCCUCUACUUUCCAAUCACAAAUUGGCGUACCUCUCCACACUUCCACACCUGUUGCUAAAAAAAGGCACAGUGUCAUUCCAAGUUUUCCCGCGCUGGAAGACGUCACCUUCAGUGACUGUGUUACAACGUCUUCAUCUUCCGACAGCGGAAGUUCCAUUGGCCCCUGGCGUCCGUGGUAAUCUAUAAAACUCCAGCUUUAUUAUGAAAUAGUGCCACUGAAUAUUCCAAUACUCACAGCAUGCAACGUGAUUGUAUGUGGAUUAUUUAACAAUUUUGUUUAGUUACUCACAUGGUUUGUUGUUCUAUUAAUAGCUUGAUAUGUAUAAAUGUUGAAGGAUAAAAAUGUUUGGAAAAAUGCA